GGAAAGGAUGUACAUCGCUCAAGUUGCAGCAAGUUCCCAAUCUCACCUUUCUUUACAAUGAGCAUCGAGGCUCGGCCAACCUUCGCGAGCUCAUCGUCGGUGAUUCGGCUCUAGACAAGUACGAUGUCCUCAUCACUUAUAUCGAUCUCACUUUCGACUCGGAGUUUCAGCCAGAUCUAUCGGCAGUCCGAAAUGCUAUGCAGCCAAAAAUCUAAAAUGGUAUCGAUUACUGCCCUGCAUAGUCCAACCGGAACCGUCAUCUCUCGGGAAACCCUGGAUCAAUUCGUUACCCUAACGAAGGACAGGGACUGCUUGCUUCUGGUCGAUGAGACAUAUCGAGACAUUACAUACUCCACUCCGUUUCUGAUUGCCGCCACUCUAGGGGAUCACGUCAUCAGUGUUUGUUCGCUCUCAAAUCUGCAUGGCCCGCCUGGCAUCCGAAUCGGAUGGUUGGUUACCAAGAGCUCCGGGCUUCAGGAGACAUUCCUGGCGGCCAAAGAGCAAACCUCGGUUAGCGGUAGCGUACUUGACGAGUGAGUCGGGGAACAGGUAUUACAACAAAAGGACGAGAUCCUGGGCUCAGCAAAUGCUGAGAUGAGCAAGCGUCUCAAUAUUGUGGAGAGUUGAAUUAAGAAUGGGGAUCUACUUGAAUGGGUCUGUCCCGAGGGAGGAGUGGUAUGCUUUCCCCACAUAGAACAGGAACCCAGAGGAACGGACGCUUUCUACCAGCGGUUGUUGCUCGGGCAUGGCACCCUGGCCCGGCUGGAAGACGGUCUCGCCG
Aspergillus alliaceus is the source of this 781-nucleotide messenger RNA. Its product is annotated as pyridoxal phosphate-dependent transferase. Gene Ontology annotation, biological process: biosynthetic process. The transcript is spliced from 2 exons. Gene Ontology annotation, molecular function: pyridoxal phosphate binding. Lineage: Eukaryota; Fungi; Ascomycota; Eurotiomycetes; Eurotiales; Aspergillaceae. The record is from RefSeq and is a predicted model, not a curated record. Bases 124 to 537 code for a protein of 137 amino acids.